This is a messenger RNA of Bactrocera latifrons, 5525 nucleotides long. RefSeq lists its product as uncharacterized. Gene Ontology annotation, molecular function: G protein-coupled receptor activity. The transcript is spliced from 13 exons. The record is from RefSeq and is a predicted model, not a curated record. Bases 224 to 4054 code for a protein of 1276 amino acids. Gene Ontology annotation, biological process: G protein-coupled receptor signaling pathway. Gene Ontology annotation, cellular component: membrane. Lineage: Eukaryota; Metazoa; Arthropoda; Insecta; Diptera; Tephritidae.
GCCAUUUGCUGAAGAAGACAAUGUAACUUUGAGCACUUUGGAGCCCAUUAAAAGUGGAGCCGAGGACCAAGAUGCAAUCUGGUUAAACAGUAACUUUUCACAAGAGCCUAAUCAGUUGGCAAGCACGAGUGUCGGUGGCGUUCGCUUAGACCGACAGCAGACUUUCGAGAUUGAAGAGAUUAAUUUCGAAAAUGUUGUGCUAGAGAAUGCUGACGACAUAACAAUGGACGACGGCCAUAUGGAUAAUCGUAAUGCACAUGGUUUCCCUGUGAGUAAUACGGGUGAUGUGAGUGCAGACGUUAAUGGUAGUGAAGAGGACGGCAACGAAACGGAUAACGGCGAAGACGACGAAACGAAUCGGUUCUUAGCCGGUGUUGUUGAUGCGGCAAACGAAGACGAGAUUUACGAUUGGGACGAGAUAUCGCGUAAUAAUCGUCGAAAUUUGAUGCGCGGUCGCGAUGUCGUAACGAAGUUCUUGCAAAUCGUUGAAACACAACAUUUGCUCGGUGCUAAUUGUGAGGCGGGUACGUCGUUAAAUUUAGGCGAAGGCGUGGUCGAUCGUUACGCGCAGGAUCGAUUUCGUGUUGAAGCCGAAGUGGCGGUGAAUCGGGCCAACAUGUUGACCAGAAUUUUCAAGAUGACCGCACCGGCCGCGCAAGCCGACGUCAAUCUGCUGCACGCUUCCGUGCUUUCGAUGGUCGAAUUCGACGACGACAUUUUUGCCGCUGGCAAUUGUUUCGAUUGGAAUGAGCAUCCUUCGCAGUCGGGACUUUUCUGCCCGUUCGCCUAUCGUCUGCCAGCCCCACACCUGGGCGCAAUACUGGCCAAGGAUCUCUCCAUGGAAUAUCAUUAUCUCGGCAACACGUCCGAAUGGUUCUUUCAAGCGCGAAAAAACGCCGAAAAAGUGAUUAUCCGCAACGAGCAAUAUCUAAAAUCAUUCCAUCUUUACUCCAACAAAACCGAUGAGCGCGUUGAGGACGACACGCUGGCUGUAAAAUACGAGGACGGGCGCUGGUCCAAGCCUUACUAUGACUGCGGUGGUGGCAACAUUUGGAUGUUGACGUAUACGGUACCAUUUUUCGGCUACGAAAAUGGAACAUAUCAUUUCAAAGGGACUUCGGGCAUCGACAUCGACUUGAGGCGUGUGGAUAUCGAUCAAUGUCCGCAGCGCAACUCGCCGGGCACCACACAACCCCUCAACAUAUUCGCCGGCACCGACAAGUGCAAACAGCGCACAACAAUGUGUGAGGCUUUAAAAGGACUGGGCUUUCGCCGUGGUUCCUACAAAUGUGUCUGUCGCAAGGGCUAUUACUUUCCAGACACCAUGUCCUCACAAAAGUUCUUCAACGGCAGUCUGCUAGAGGAGGAGUACGAGAAGCUAAUGCUGGGCAGAAACUCCACCUACAACAUCAUCAACGAAUACGAGUGCCUGCCGUGCGCGGAGGGCUGCGAUUACUGCGAGGACGGCUCGCCUUGCAUUGCAGCGCUUAAUUGGCCGAUGCGUACGAGUAUUUUGGUGCUGGCUUGCACCGUCAUCGGUUUACUACCGCCGGCCGCGUGGUUCACAUUCCGCUAUCAACAAGUGAAGGUUGUUCGUGCCGCCAGUCCSGCUCUGCUGCGCGUCAUUGCCCUAGGCGCUUUCUUCAUCUAUUGCACAAAUAUUGUGAUGUACCCCAAUCCGAAUCUGUACACGUGCACGGCGCGAAUAUGGCUGCGCGAAAUCGGAUUCUCACUGACAUAUGGCGCUUUGAUGCUGAAAACGUGGCGCAUUUCGGUGAUAUUUCGUGUUCGUUCAGCAAAAGCGGUGAAAAUCACAGACGCAGCACUAUUGAAGCGGCUCGGCAUUAUUUGCGGUGUCAUUGGAACGUGCCUGUUGGUGCGUACUUUGGUGGCACCGCCCGAUGUUGUGGUUGGCCGCACUGCUGAUGAUCUGAAAGCAUUUUUAUGCAAAACGGAUUACUGGGAUUACACUUUCACAUCGAUGGAGGUGCUAUUUCUCGCCUGGGGUGUGCGCCUGUGCAUUAUGGUGCGGAAGGCGCCGUCCGAAUUCAACGAGAGCCGCUUCAUCUCCAUGGCCAUCUACAAUGAAUUCCUGCUGACCUGCUUCCUCAACGUCUCCAUGCUCUUCCUGCAAUCACCGGCUAAUCCUGACCUGCUCUACAUCAUUUUCUUCUGUCACACACAAUUGACGGUGACGCUUUUAUUGUGUUUAAUAUUCGGCAGCAAGGUUUACAUUGUGCUGCGCAGCGGCAAAUCGCAUCAGGAGACCAUCGGCAUGGGCGCCAAGUCCUCCGGCGCCAAAUUCAAUUUUCGUCCACAGGUGCGCACCUUUGCUAAUCCCAGCUCGGUUACCACCUCCACCGUGCCCGUCGCGGGCACAACGUCAGGCGACACAAAACUUUCGGAYCAGGAAGCACUUGAAGAAAUCCGACAACUGAGCGUGCAGCUACAGCGCAUACAAGAGAUGGCGCCGCCGAAAGGUGUUGCCGUUAUGACAAUCUCCAGUCUCUUAGACGGCCUUAAGACGCCAGGCGGUAUGAUUAUGGUCGCUGCCGCCGCUUCGCAGGCGGCCACAUCRAACAACCAACUAACCGUGCGCCCAUAUACGCCCGGCAGUAGUGGAGGAGGCGUAACUGCAAGCAGUGCCGGCGGUGGCGCUUUGCCAUUGCUCUCACUCAAUACUGAAAUGGAGAAGUACAAUCAACAGAUGCACACAACGCACAACAACAAUGUUACUGCAGCUUCACAACCGAAAGCACUAAUGCUGGAGGUGGAGACCAGCACGACCACAAUCGAGGAGUCCUUGUUGGCGCUGCGUGAAGACCGCGCCAUCAAUACAGACUUAACGCGGAGCGAGGACUUCCACCAGCAGGCGCUGGGCUGUGCGCAGGGGCACAUCAUUUGCACGCGUUGUUUGGUUAUUUCCAAAGAACACUAUUUCAGCUGCCGGCCAUUCACCCCGCCACAUGGCUCACUGGGUCGAGAUGAUGGUAGUGGGAAAAGACAACGGGGUGGCAAAAAUGAUGAUUGUAAAUAUAGUGGUGCCACUUGCCAACAGCUCGGUUCACCACAGCCGGAAGGCAGCAUCAGCUUUGCGAACAUAAAACUGGAAUGUAUGUGCUCGCAGCCUGAUUUGGACAUCGAUGUAGAAUCGGAUGUGCCACUGAGGCGGCGCAUCAAUGUACGCAGCGCGGCCACUAAUACACCACCUUCYACGAGAGGCAGCAGCAAGCGGCGCAGUGGCCGCACGAAAACGAGCAGCCCCAGCUUGCAGGAUAUGGGCAGUGAGAGCCUGGCAGCGGACGUGCGCUAUCGUAUAUGUGAUAAUUGUAAAAAUAAGUAUCGUAAUAGCAAUAAGUGUGGCGGUAGAAAGUUCCGUAAAAGUAUCAAGAAUGGACGAAACUCGUGCCAGCCGUCAKCCGCAGCAACCGCAGCAGCUACAAUAUUAAGAGCCGGCGAUGAACGUCAUUCACAAAAKCAAAGCUUAGCUGCACGAACUGGCGUCACUCAGACACGUAGUAAUGACCUGCUUGACCGCCAACAUGCGGCUGAUCUUACCAGCACCGCAGCGCCCGCGAGUCAAAGACAAAAGAUGCACUCCACGGACGACAUUAUCUUCUACACAACCACUGAUGAGAGCAGUACCAACAGCGAUGACACUUCAGAUUGCGAAGGCGCGUGCAUUCGGCUGCGAAAUCGGCAGCGCGAACUAGCUGUUCAGUCGACAUCUGUACUCAGCACUGUGGGUUGUGGGACGCUGCACAACGACGCAGUGGCAACUUCAGAAGACUCYAUGGCCGCAGCGUGUAUCGCGGCAGCGGCGAAUAUUAGCGCUAUGAGUGGAGAAGUUACCAGCCAUGCACACUCGAYGGUUGAUGUGCCGCACGAUUCAAAUGGCUCUGUUACAAACGAAGAAGCCAAGCCAAGCUCUGCAGCUGUUGAAGACAACAGCGCUCCAUCCAAUGGUGCUGGUGCUGGCCGCGCAAAGCGGCCCGACAAACUGAUACUCGAUCUGAACGAUCGCUCCAAGUACACAAAAGAGGUUUCCGUUUAGGUUAUUUUGGUUAGAAAUGUAGGUACUCUCAUGUAAAUCAUGUUGAAGAGCGAUUAGCUAGUCAGAUUUUGUACAUAGAAAAUACUAAAAAGUAGAAAGUUAAAAUAUUCUUAAAGAACUCAGUAGAAAUAAAAAAAUUAGAUGGAAAAGCAUGGGCCUGCAUAAAUGCAUAUGCACUCUGACGAUUUGAAAAGGUUUUACUACAUCUAUAAUAACGGUGUGCUGCUAAAGUAAGGGUGAGAGCAUGUUGAAUACUCAGUAGGCUUACUAAGCAUUAGUUAGGUUAAGAGACUAUUUAAGAGUGUGUAGCUAGAUUAUCAGCCAUUUAAUGGCUUUAUUUGUAUUAAAUUAUAAAGUUUGGGAAUUUCUAAAAUACUAUAUUACAUACUCAUAAGUGAUAUUGUAGUGAGGGUAUUUACCAUAGAUUUAUUAUUUAGGGACUACUUAAAGGUAAGUACGUUGCUUAAGCCUUGAGUUAUUUUCAGCUGAGCUUCAUCAUUUAUGCGCAACAAAGUGAGCUCUUAUGGCAGUGUAUCAGUUGAUGAUAAAAUCGCGUUAAUACGAGACUAUAUGCUAUAUUGGAGUAUAGAAUGAGCUUUUAUGCCAUUAAUCUUUCUUGUUUGGCCAUCUGAUAGGCUUUGACACUUUUUCCAUGUCAUUUGUGUCUAGCGUGGUAGAUUUUUCCUGACGCCUUUAUCGACAGUACUACUAUAGAACCACAUGAAGUUUACAAUUUCGCUAGUUGAGACCUAGUAAGUCCGAUAUGAAAGCAUAUACGUGAAACAAUGUGAAAAAACUACCGUAUAUUGAUAUUAAAUUCUGCGUAAUCGUGAUAUUUGGAAAGAGGAACUAUUUUAAGGCCAAAUAAAAUAUACUGAUUAUUUUUCUCAGUUGUUAGGAGUUACACUAAAAGGUUUUGUGAAAGUUGAGUUUUGUGGAUGCACAAACAUUAUAAGGAGGAAGCCUUAGGCUAUAAAGAAUUCCAGGAACACUCCGUCAAGGUUCCAUAUAAGAUUGKUUGUCGAGUUCAAAAUUCUACAUUUUUUCUCGUGCCUUUGUCUACAGGUCAAUAAAUAAACGUUUUCUUCCACAAAGUAUCAUAUUGGAGGAUAUCGCGUGAACAUGGCACAUGUUGCAAUAAGAACAUGCGCAAAUUUUUCCAUUAAGGUUAGUUGGCUGACGACGGUUCUCGAGAGAUUGCUUAUAUGUGAAGUUUUCUUGCAAGAAGCUUCUUAGAAUGUGAAUGUAAGUCAUUUGCAAACCUUCCUCAUUUCCAAACCUUCCUCCUUUUGCUCUCCGUUAGUAUAGUCCCCCUGAACACUAAACACUGGCUCCAASGAUCCUCCAAUCUGUUUAUCCCAUCCCUAAGGAGAAAAUGCAAAGUAAGCUUCAAGUUAUGAUCMCUUCAUUUGAUGAACAACGCUUGCCACGCAUAAAUUUUUCUAGUUCUGGAAACAAAUGGAAUUCGCUG